AUGUCUGCUGCUAUGGACAGAGCUCUCAUGGCUCUUUCGCUGGAGGAAGAAGAAGAAGAAGUACCGUUCACUAUGCCGGAGCUACCUGGUUUCAGUUCGGCAGAAGAAAAUGCUCUAAGCCUUAUAGGAAGAACCCUCAACCCGGAGUGCCAAAAGAUGUCGGUUCUCAUCCUCACCAUGCCUCGGAAGUGGCAAAAAGAAGGAAGAGUAAGGGGUGUGGCGCUUUCUGAGGAAAAGUUUCAGUUUAUCUUCAAAACUGAACAUGAUUUGCUUGAUGUACUUGAGAAAGGAGUUCAGACAUUCAAUGAAUGGGCGAUAGUGCUAGAGAGAUGGGUAGAGAAUCCACCAGAUGAUUAUCUUCAAUAUAUUCCCCUGUGGGUUCAGAUUAGUAAGAUUCCGGUGAACUACUACACUCAUUCGGUUCUGAUGUCGCUGGGGGAAAUGCUAGGGGAGGUGAAGGUGGUUGCUUUCGAUCCAUCGAAACCUAUUGCUCAACCAUUCAUAAGAGUUCAAGUCCGCUUCAAUGUAGCAAAUCCCCUGAAAAUGGCGAGAGUUCUCAACAUGGGUGGAGGCAAAACCCACAUUAUUCACUUUGAUUAUGAGCAGCUGCAAAAGCGAUGUUUUACCUGCAAAAGAUUGAAUCACGAGAAAACCAUAUGCCCGUGGGAGGUUAAAAAAAGACAGGACGCGGCGAGCUCGAGAAGAGAGAAGAUUAUCGCUGAGAAGAGUAGAGUGAUAACAGUGCUGAAGCCAACUGAUCCUCUAUUUGGAGUACUUGAUGAGGAGCAGGUAGGAAUCAAUCCUAUGACUGGGAGGCCUAAAAUAGCAAAUGAAGUGUUAGAAGAGAUGAGAAGGUUCCUUAUAGCCGAUACAGGUGAAGCUCUAACUGUCAAGAUUGACAAGGUGAAGAAGUCUGUUGCUGAAGCAGAGAAGGAUCCUAUAGUGCAAAAGACUAUUCUGAGGCUUGAAACAAUCCCUAUCAUCACAACAGACCUCAACAAAGGCAAAGGUCAUGUCUUUGACUAUGGACAGAAGGAGGCUGAAAGGUGUAACUGGGAUCUCAAUGUCAAUCCCAAUAAACUCAUGGCGGCAUCGAUGAAAGCGAACAGAAACAUGAGUUCUUUCAAAGCUAUUAUGAGCGACAGUAAAGGCUAUUCUGAAGAGUCGGAGAGUGACUUCAGGGGCACGUUAUCUGACCUUCCUACGGUAUUUCGGGCUGGUUCUACGGAACCGUGCUCUUCCGGGACGGUUAGGAAACGGGGUCCUAUCAGAAGGAGGCCACCACGAGCGCAACGACAGAGGAACAUGUUAGCUUUGAUGGCUGAUAAUAGCGUGCAGGAAGAGGAGAGAAGAGAUGGAAAACAAGAGGUAGGCUCAAGGAAGAGAAAGAAGAUAAACCAAGAUGCAGUGGCUGUCGUCACUAACAAGGCUCAGUGCCUUAAGGUGAUCCCACAUGAGGGAUCGCCCUCUUCCCAAUGA
Brassica napus (rape) is the source of this 1479-nucleotide messenger RNA. RefSeq lists its product as uncharacterized. NCBI's taxonomy places the organism in Eukaryota, Viridiplantae, Streptophyta, Magnoliopsida, Brassicales, Brassicaceae. The record is from RefSeq and is a predicted model, not a curated record. The transcript has a single exon. The coding region runs from base 1 to 1479 and encodes 492 amino acids.